AAGGAAGUUUGUCCCUAGCGGCGACCCGUCCUGGCGUCUGCCUGUAGCAAGAUGGCGGCGGUCUCAAUGUCAGCGGCUUUCAGGCAAGCGAUAUGGGGGAGAAGGGCAACGGCUCACGCUGCCCUUUCUGCUUCCCGGGUCCCGACCAGGUUUUUGAGCACUUCAACAUGGAAGAUGACACCGGAUCAAGCUCGAGAGAAGCAACUCAUAACAGUUGAUGAAAAAUUGGAUAUCACAACUUUAACUGGUGUUCCAGAAGAACAUAUCAAAACUAGAAAAGUCCGGAUCUUUGUUCCUGCUCGCAAUAACAUGCAGUCUGGAGUAAACAACACAAAGAAAUGGAAGAUGGAGUUUGAUACCAGGGAGCGAUGGGAAAAUCCUUUGAUGGGUUGGGCGUCAACAGCUGAUCCCUUGUCCAAUAUGGUUUUAACCUUCACUACUAAAGAUGAUGCCAUUGCCUUUGCUGAGAAAAAUGGAUGGCGCUAUGACGUUGAAGAGAGGAAGGUUCCGAAACCCAAGUCCAAGUCUUAUGGCGCAAACUUUUCUUGGAACAAAAGAACAAGAGUCUCCACAAAGUAGAUUGGCACUGACUAUAUCUCUGUGCUCAACUGUGAAUAGAGUCAGCUGUGCAGUAUUUAUAGUCUGUGUAUAACACAUCUCUCUCAAUUUCCUAAUAAAUUUGACCUUUCAACUACAAAUAAUUUUUGUGUUGUCUUUAAAAACUUUUUAAUAUCUCAAAUUCAACAUGUUACAGUUUCCUAUAGAGAGAAAUUUGAAAUGACCAUACCUCUAGGAAAUUUCCAGUACUUGGAACCUAUUGAAAAGAAUGCUAAAAGUCAGCCACGGCAUUGAAGUUCUAUAUCUUUCCUUGGUGCCAAGGAUUGAACCCAGAGUCUCAUAUAUGAGGGCAGGUGUUCUAUCACUGAGCUAUAGCUCUGGCCCUGAAAUUUUAUAUUCUUUAUAGUCAUUUUUAAAUUAAUAGUGUUAAUGUACUAUCAUUUCAGUGAGUUUCUUUUGUUCUCAGUGGAAAAACUCAUAAUUACACUGUAGUCUAAACCCAAACCUUCUUUGUAAUCAAAGUUCUCUUCUUUAAUUAGAACUUUAUAUUCUCUAGAUUUCUCUGAGCCUGCAAUGAAUUUUGUUUCUGUGAGGGCUUAAGAAUAAGGUUGCAUAUUCUUUUGAACUGGAUGACUCCAAAAGUUAAAAUCAGGUCAUUGUUGAUUUUUGUAUUUACUUUUUUUGUUUGUGUGUGUGUGUUCUGGGAUCACAUCUAGCUGUUCUCAAGGUUUACUCCUGGCUUUGUGCUCAGGAAUCACUUCUGGCAGUGCUGAAGAUCAAAUGAGGUUGACUGAGUGCAAGGCAAAUACUUUAGUCCCCAUACUACCUCCCUGGUUCCUAUUUUAAAAAUAAAUACAUGAUUCUGUUAUAUUAAUCAUUUGGGUCAUAUGGUAUGUUGUCAAGAACAUAGUCUUGUCAGGCUCUUCUGUAAACACUUUGUAUACUAGCUUUCAUAAUAAUCCUAUUGGGUAGACACUAUUAUUUCUCUAAUUUCACAAAAACAUAAUUCAAGUCCUAGAAGGACUAAAUAAUCACUCAACAUCUCACUGGUUUUAAAUGUUAAAGCUGGAAGUAGCACCUAUAUUUGUUUGUCUUCAAAGUCCAUACUCUUAAUUACUUUGGUUAUAAUGAAAGAUGAUUGAUUAAUGGCAGAUGCUCUCUUUAAAUUGUGAAUAUGUAUUCUUUGAUGUUUCAAAAGUUAUGUACUAAAUAUACAGUCUCAAUUAUAUUUCAUAAAAACACUAAUAGCUCUCUGACCUAGCCCAAUAAAAGAAAACACAUCAAAGUAUAAAUUUGUCUAAUCUUGUAGAGCCUAUUAGCCAUCAUUUCAAAAUGUUAACUGUAUAUUUAAUUCUGAAAAUGCCCUUUUGGAGGUUGGAGAGAGUAAAAAGGUUAGACACUUGCAUGUGGUCAACCCCAUUUAGAUCCCUGGCAGUACAUAACUGCCCCACUGCAAGUACCACCUGAUGUUACCCCUUCCCCCCACACAAACAAAAAAUAGAUAAUAAAAAGUCUUCUGGAAAACUGCCUACUUAUAUGCACAUGUAAGAAUAAGUAUGGAAAGAUACUACAGAACCGUUUUUAAUGACUGAUAAGUUGAAACAAUCUAAAUGUCUAUUAAAGGGGGAAUGAGGUAAAUGUAGCAUUUACAGCUAUUGUGAAGAAAAUAUUUGUAUAAGCUAUUCAGAGUGAUGUUCAAAAUAUAUUGCUAAAGGAGAGCAGGGAAGGGACAGGAAAAAAAGAAAAUGCCAGAGUGGAUAGCAGAUGCUUACAUACCUCCUGAUGAUUUGGUCAACAAGCAUAAAAUAAUUUAUUCUGAGGCCCAGUAAUACUUGGGCAUCACUUGGAGUGACAAAAAUGUUUUUCCAACUUUGAUUAUCGUUCAUCUUAUCCUUCGUGCUAUUAAAGAUUUUUUAGUCCUCAGGCUGGGAGAGAGCAUGCCUAGCAUGUGCCCAACCCUGAUCAAUUCCUGGAACCAUGUGGUCCCCCAGGUUAGCUUCAGGCCCUUGCAUUAAAUGGUUGACCAAGUUGGCUGAGAAUUGCCAGUGUCACUCCUGAGCUUUCUGGGUACCGCUUCAGAGGUCCUCAGGUAAGUUAAUUAGUGCUACCAUUUGGAUUGUAGAUAAUAAGCUAUUGCCUUUAUUGGCUGAAUCUGAACCCCAGGUUUAAGUUACCUGGCUUCAAAUUAUUAACUGUAGUGGCUAAAAAAAAAAAAAAUCAUUUAGCCAAACAAGACUGAGAAGUCAACUAAAGUCAACCAAAAGUCUUUACUCUCAAGUUAUUUGUAGUCAUUGGAAGGCAACUUCAGUACUGCCUGCUAGUUAGUAAUUUCGUAUAAGACAGUCACUACUUGCGUCUGCCUGAAUUCUAGUUCAACCUACAUUGGUGAUCUCUAUAAAGUUAAUUACAUCUCUCAAGUCUUUAAUUUCCUCUCCAAAACCAAGGGUAUCUACUUCAUGUUAAAGAGUAAAUGAUACACUCAAAGUGAGUAUUUAUUGAGCACUUACUGUGUAAUGUGCAGAGCACUGUGUAAUGCAUUGUGUGGGAGUUCUCGCUCUUUUAGGAAAAUGUCCUUGAGCACUCCAACUGAUGGACUUGUUCUUAAAAAUAAUUAGUAGGAAGAUUUGGUCUUUGUGCUGCUUUAUACUUUGAUUUACAUUUUAUAAUAACUUCUAUAAAAUGUGCUCUGACUAUAAAAGUGAUUGUACAAUACUAACAUCAAAAAUUAGGAAUUGAGUUUCUGUAUAACCCAGCAAUUCCACUUCUUGUCAUCUACCCCAAGACCUAAAAACUAUUCAGAAAAGACAUUUGCACCCUAUGUUUGUUGCAGCAGUAUUUUCAGUAGCCAAAACCUGAAACAACUCAAGAGUGUACAGCUGAUGGAAUAAAGAAACUAUGGUACAUAUACAUAAUGAAAUGCUACUUGGCUAUUAAGAAAAAACUUGAAAUCCUGCAAUUUGCUGCAUCAUGGUUGGAUCUAGAGAGUAUCUUGUUUAGUAAAGUUAGGAGAGGGACAGACAUAAUGAUCUCUCAUAUGUAGGAUAUAAAGAAACAUAGUAGGGGAAUAACAAAAACCAGAAGGCAACAGAAAGUUGAAAGUAGAAAGCUUGGGGACACUCAAGGCACAUUUGGAGGGUGGGUGUGGUAUAAUGCUGUAUGUAUGAGACCUACCAAUAACAUUUUUUUAAAGCCACAAUAUCUAAAAAAGAAGUUAAAAAUAAAAGAUAAAGAACUGUG
Messenger RNA from Sorex araneus (European shrew), 3795 nucleotides. It is a transcript of the gene NDUFS4, whose product is annotated as NADH:ubiquinone oxidoreductase subunit S4. The transcript is spliced from 5 exons. Bases 52 to 579 code for a protein of 175 amino acids. The record is from RefSeq and is a predicted model, not a curated record. NCBI's taxonomy places the organism in Eukaryota, Metazoa, Chordata, Mammalia, Eulipotyphla, Soricidae. Gene Ontology annotation, biological process: electron transport chain.